Selaginella moellendorffii is the source of this 812-nucleotide messenger RNA. RefSeq names its product superoxide dismutase [Cu-Zn]. NCBI's taxonomy places the organism in Eukaryota, Viridiplantae, Streptophyta, Lycopodiopsida, Selaginellales, Selaginellaceae. The transcript is spliced from 7 exons. Gene Ontology annotation, biological process: removal of superoxide radicals. Gene Ontology annotation, molecular function: copper ion binding; superoxide dismutase activity. The record is from RefSeq and is a predicted model, not a curated record. Bases 68 to 532 code for a protein of 154 amino acids.
GUUCUAGACGACUAGGCUUCCUCAUUUCCAUUCUUUCGUUCUAUCGAGCUUGGAUUUGGAGCUAGCUAUGGCGCCUCUCAAAGCGGUGGCUGUUCUUGCCGGGACUGGCGUAUCUGGAGUCGUGAGCUUCGUCGAGGACGGCGAAGGUACUACGGUGUCUGGAAAGAUCACGGGCUUGGUUGCGGGCGAGCACGGCUUCCACGUCCACGCAUUGGGCGAUACCACGAACGGAUGUUUGUCCACAGGCGCUCAUUUCAACCCAAAUAAUCUGGAGCAUGGGGAUCCAAGCGAUAAAAUCCGGCACGCUGGCGAUCUAGGGAAUGUGACCGCAGGCCCCGAUGGAGUUGCGGAGUUCGUCAUCAAGGACAAGCAGAUUCCUCUAGCUGGGGCAAACUCGAUUGUGGGCCGAGCCGUCGUCGUUCAUGCGGAUCGUGAUGAUCUUGGCAAAGGUGGACACGAGCUGAGCAAGUCGACGGGAAACGCUGGUGGACGUCUUGCUUGCGGAGUGAUCGGACUCCAGGCAUCUGCCUGAACGCGAGCGACUUCCCGAUCAAUACUUCUACUCAUAUAUAAAGAGUUUUUCUGACGAAAGAAUAAGUGAUUAUAUCUUUCCUUUACAGUUCGAAUGUGGUGAUUGCCUGUACCUGGUCACGGGGGUAUUCCAGGAGCGCCGAAGACCUCUCCGGUUUUGUUCGUCACAGGAUUUAGAGUUGGUUUCCAUUCUAAGAAUGCUUUUCCAUGCUACAGUUGCUAAGCAUUUGCUAAGAAUGUAAGAACAAUCACAACAUGGAGUGUUGCUAGAGGCUUGGUUU